CGAAGAAAUUGUAGCUUGUCUGUUUGGGGCGGGGCCAUUUAGAUUGUCAUACUGGUGCUCCCCAAACUCUGAGAUGGAGGGAAGAGUAUCAAAUGUAGAAAUCUGUAACUUAGCUUAUACUGGAAAGUUUGAAGAACUUAAAAAAUGCGUGUUGUCUGACAGCUCACUAGCGACCAAAACAGACCAGGACAGCAGGUCUGCUCUGCACUGGGCUUGUUCAGCUGGACAUGUGGCUAUCGUGCAGUUUCUGUUGGAUCUUGGAGUCGAAGUGGAUCUCAAAGAUGAUGCAUGUUGGACUCCUCUUCAUAUAGCAGCAUCUGCUGGGAGAGAAGAAAUUGUGAGAUCCUUAAUAUCCAAAGGAGCUCAGUUGAACGCUGUGAACCAGAAUGGUUGCACACCACUGCACUACGCAGCAUCGAAAAACCUAUAUGAGAUAGCCCAGAUUUUGCUGGAAAAUGGUGCAGAUCCUAAUGCAAUGGAUAAACUGGAAUCCACACCUCUACACAGAGCAUCUGCCAAGGGCAACUACAGACUCAUUCAGCUUCUUUUAAAAGAGAGUGCUUCUACCAACAUUCAGGACUCGGAAGGAAACACACCACUUCAUCUUGCAUGUGACGAGGAGCGAACAGAGGCUGCAAAACUCCUUGUGGAACAUGGUGCCAGCAUCUACAUUGAGAACAAGGAAAAGAUGACGCCUCUACAAGUGGCUAAAGGUGGCUUGGGAUCAAUGUUGAAACGGAUCGUAGAGGGUUGAAACAGAAGCUUUUAAUUAAGCUGCUGUUCAAGUAUGAUGAAUGCCUGUUUGUGAGAGUAUUUGAAAGAAAUACGUUUUUAAAGAUGAGGAGAUUGAUGAUGUGGUCAACGUUCACGUUUUGACAGUUUAAAAGCUCAUGACUUGAUAUGUUGGUCACUUUUCUUGCAUUUUAUUGAGUACUUGAGUUUUAGACUUGCAUAUAACAUUCUGAUUAUUCUUUGUCUACUUCAGCUAUGGAUGCUUUAUUUCAGUUAAACCUAAAGCUUAUUUUGAUAUUAGUUAGUCACUUAAAAUUUAAUUUCUAGUCUUGUAUCCCUGCGUGAAAAUCACAAUACCAUAGUCUAUUCUUCCAUCUUGAUGCUUGUUUUUUGAUAAUGAAAAUAAAUUGUAAUUGAAUAUAAUGUACUGUUAUAUCUAGUCA
Sinocyclocheilus grahami is the source of this 1175-nucleotide messenger RNA. Its product is annotated as 26S proteasome non-ATPase regulatory subunit 10. Gene Ontology annotation, molecular function: protein binding. NCBI's taxonomy places the organism in Eukaryota, Metazoa, Chordata, Actinopteri, Cypriniformes, Cyprinidae. Bases 74 to 754 code for a protein of 226 amino acids. The transcript has 5 exons. The record is from RefSeq and is a predicted model, not a curated record.